UUUUUUUAGUUCUGCGAUGGCUGCACCGUCUCUACAAGAGACCCUGCUAUCAAAUGAGGAAACAAUACCAGAAGAGCUUGAAGAUGAAGCGAAUCUCACAAUUUAUCCGUCUGUCAACACUCGUUUGGCAAAUUUGCGACCCAGCAAAGAUUUGUUGGACUAUUACCGGAUGAAAAUUUCCCAAUAUGACAAUGAAUUUGAGAAACUUGCUGGUAAACUAGACACUUUCAAAGCCGGAUUUGAAGACCAGGAGAAACUAAACUGUGAGAUUAGACAGCGCGAAGAAGAAAUUGUACAGCUUCAGAAGUCUUUGAGUGAUAUGCAAGUUUACCUAUUUCAGGAACGCGAACAGGUACUGCGACUUUAUGCCGAAAAUGAUCGACUGAAACUGCGUGAGUUGGAAGAUCGAAAGAAAAUUCAGCAUCUCUUGUCACUCACAGGCACCGAAGGAGGAGGCGGUGACGUCACCUACUUCCACAAAGAACCCCCUGCCAAAGUCAUCAUUCCACAAUAUAAACGGCCUCAAAACAGUUUCUGCAAUGAUUCUUUUCGGUCUGAGAUGGGGGGUAAUGGAGACGAUAUAUCCUUAAGAAGAGUAGCAUCUAGUAAGACAGGAAAGAAUGCAGGAAAUAGUUCUCUGAAUACUACAUCAGAUUCAAGUGUGAACUUCCCAUCGAAAUUCACCAUCCAACAGAAGUCAUCCAGAAUGUCAUCCAAGCCCAGCUCAGGGAAGUCUAAGAAGGCAGUGGCUGUCUCGGCUGAGAUGGAGAGGAAGUCAGAGGAUGUUGAGAUGUUGAAGUUGCAAAUCGAAGCUUUGCAGGCACAGAUGGAAGACCAGGUGAAACUUGCAAAGGAUCAAGUCAGUGCUCUGCUGGAGGACCGAAAAGUGCGCCAGGAGGAGCACGAGGCGAUCCAGAAGCGAGAGACAGCCAGAAAUGGGGAGUUGUCGGAACAGUUGAGGAGAGUGCAGGAGCUACUGCAUGCGGCUACGAAGGAACACCUGGACACAAAGAUGGCGACGAGACAGGCGGAGACGAAGUGGAUCCACGAGAAGGACAGACUGUUGAGGGAGUUAGACCAGCUCAAGGACAAACUGGCCACAUCGCAGCACAGAAAAGUGGAGAGGUUAAGUGAGUCCAUCCAUGACCUGGAGGUGAAGAGUGUAAGUCAGAAGGACACAAUAGCCAGUCUGCAGACACAGCUGGAACAGAGCCAGAAGCUGUCGGACAUGUACAGGGAACAGAUCAUCCAGCUGGAGGAUGAAAUGGGCAGAGUGAGGGAGGAGGGAGACAUCGGAAAGGAACUGUUUAGGGAGAGAACUGAGAAAAUGGCGAAGCGAUUGCAGUUGAUGAAUCAGAGGUACGAGCAGUUAGAGCAGAGGAGGAACCUGGAAGUGGAGGGAUUCAAGAACGACAUCCGCAUCCUCCGAACGAGGCUGAAGGAGGUCGAGCGACAUCUCUACAAGGUCACUCUCAGUUUCGCCGAGCCACUCAUCAGAGAAGACAAAGACCUGGAGCUGUUGAGUGAUGUUAAGAAGACGGGAAAGAGAACGAAGCAUAUUAUGGAGGACUUGCAUGCUCUCAAGGCCAAAAUAUACGGGCUGGAAGAUGAUCUGAAGAAAGCGUGAAACAAAUGGCACCAACUUGGAGUAAUCAUGUCAACUGACAGCUUAGCAUGUGUGCUCAUUAGCAUGAUGUUAUUGGACAUGCUAAUCGACGCACAUGCUGAUAGGCCGCCCACCUUGCAACCUGUGAAGGCAAUUUCGCCACAAAAUGAAGUGCCUUAAAUCUCGAAGCCUUAUUUAUCCACUGCAAUCUUGCAAUUUCAUUUGGAGAUUUGUAAAUAGUGUACAUAGUGUUGUUUGUUAUUAGUCAUCAAUGUUUUGAGUUCGAUUUGAGUAAAUUGGAAUACAAUGUUGAAAUGUGA
This is a messenger RNA of Symsagittifera roscoffensis, 1926 nucleotides long. RefSeq names its product coiled-coil domain-containing protein 77-like. The record is from RefSeq and is a predicted model, not a curated record. Lineage: Eukaryota; Metazoa; Xenacoelomorpha; Acoela; Convolutidae. The transcript has 6 exons. Gene Ontology annotation, cellular component: centrosome. The coding region runs from base 17 to 1627 and encodes 536 amino acids.